AAAGAUCCUCCUGGCAGCCAAUCAUAAAAUGCUGGUGUGUGGGGACAGUCUCAUAUCAUCCAGCGUCACUGCAGCGUCCUCUCUUCCCCCAGGAUGCUCCUCUUGUUCUGUCUGACCGCCCUCUCCUCUGCGGGGUUCUCCAUGGAGACGAACCAGACCUCCAGGCUGCUGGUGGAGAGCGGGGAGCAGUGCUCGCCCUGCGAGUACCGGGAGCACAACAAGCAGAUGAGGCUCCACAGCAUCAAGUCCCAGAUCCUCAGCAUCCUGCGGCUGGAGCAGGCGCCCAACAUCAGCCGGGACAUGAUCCGCCAGCUGCUGCCCAAAGCGCCGCCUCUGACGCAGCUGCUGGACCAGUACGACCCGCGGGUGGAGGAGGAGGACCACGCCACGACGGAGACCAUCAUCACUAUGGCCACCAUGCAAAACCCGAUCUCCCAGGACGAGUUGUCCUCCUGUUGCCUCUUCAGCCUCAGUCCAAAGAUCCAGCCCAGAAACAUCCUAUUGGCUCAGCUGUGGGUUCACCUGCGGCCGGCCCACAUGGUCACCACCGUCUACCUGCAGCUCUCACACCUCAAACCCGGAAAGGAGGGAAACAACACCCGUGUGCGAGUGCGCUCGCUGAAGAUCGACAUCGACGCCGGAGCCGGUUCUUGGCAGAGCAUCGACAUCAAGUCCAUGCUGCAGACGUGGCUGCGACAACCGGAGGCCAACUACGGCAUCGAGAUCAACGCCUACAACUCCAGGGGAGAAGAUCUGGCUGUGAAAUCUGCCGAGCCUGGAGAGGAAGGACUGCAACCUUUCAUCGAAGUGAAGAUCCUCGACAGCCCCAAGAGGUCCCGUCGGGACUCGGGCCUCAACUGCGACGAGGAGUCUGCGGAGACGCGCUGCUGCCGCUACCCGCUGACCGUCGACUUCGAGGAGUUCGGAUGGGACUGGAUCAUCGCGCCCAAACGCUACCGGGCCAACUACUGCUCGGGCGAGUGCGAGUUCAUGCACCUGCAGCAGUACCCGCACGCACACCUGGUGAACAAGGCCAACCCGCGGGGCACGGCGGGGCCCUGCUGCACGCCCACCAAGAUGUCGCCCAUCAACAUGCUCUACUUCAACCGCAAGGAGCAGAUCAUCUACGGGAAGAUCCCGUCCAUGGUGGUCGACCACUGCGGCUGCUCCUGAACAAUCGGUCUUUUUUCUUUGCCCCUGGAAACACAACUAUAUCAGUUUCUAGUAAUCAGCUGCUGAAUCAGAUGUUGUUGAUUUUCAAUAUAGAUUUCUUGAACUUUUUAUUUCUCCACCAUAACAAAAGAUACAACUUUUCACAUAUUCUAAGACUUGUUGACCGUUUUCCAUCGUCCACACGUAGAUAAACUCCUGCUGCUCCCUGUCCUCCCGUCUCAUGAGAACGUGUCCUGAUUUGAGUCCUGACCAGGACAAACCCUGCAGGGCGUCUUUCAUGUGCGCCCUGAUUUUACAAAACAUGAACUGAGUGACUCUCGGCCCUGACGCUUGUUUGCAGACUCCUCGCUGGGACCAGUUCCCAAGACCGGCACACGACAGAGAGAGAGAGACACUUGUAUAAGGACGUUGUUGCAGGUGUGUUGUGAAAUGUUGUCAACAUGCAGAGGCUUUAAUUCUGAGCUGGCGGCUCCGUCUUCCCUCAGAGCAACAUGACAUCAUAUGGUCAGUUAAUGCUAACGUGGGUGAACGGAUGGAGCUAAAGUGCCGUGACAGACGCUGAUAGGCUGAGAGAUUUCUCCUCAGUUUAGUUUUCUUUUUGCUUAUUCUGGAGGUUUCAUGGUUUAUUGUCUUUUUUUCCUGGUGUAUAUUUUCUUGAAUCAAAUUAAAAGCCUGUAAAAGCGAUGUAUACACACACACACUCACACUGCCCUGAGAUUUGAAAAGAUUAAAAUGGAUUAGCUCGUCUAAUUUUACUUUUUUCUAGAACAACAACAAGAGAUGUCCUGGUGUAGUGUGAUUGGAGAGACAUCUAGUGGACAGUAGAAGCACCGCAGCUGAAGGUGUGUGUGUGUGUGUGUGUGUGUGUGUGUGUGUGUGUGUGUGUGUGUGUGUGUGUGUGUGUGUGUGUGUGUGUGUGUGUGUGUGUUGGUUGUUAGUUAAACUGGUGUAAACAUGGUACAAACACACAUUGAUGAAUACACUGAUUUCCAGGGCUUCACACCAGACCUGUGAACCCUCGUAGUGAACAAGCUCAAGAGAAUCAGACACAGGCGUCGUCUGAAGCUUGAUUCAGAUCUAAAAUACCAGUGUCUGAACAACUGGGAAGACUGGGAGCCAUCAGCCAAAUUGAAUGUGAGCAGAAAUGUGAUCUCAGAGGGAGGCUUCAUCUCGAUUUGAAGCUGAGUGCAGAUGUCCUGACUGUUGUUGUGCCUCGCUGGGGUUCCUGACCCACAAGCCUUUGCUCCGCUGUCGGAACAGGACGUCCACGAGUGACACACAUUCACGUUUGUGAUUCUGCAGUGAACUUGAGUUCACUUUUUUAUUUUUUUAUAUGGUCACAUUGCUGCAACGAUGUGGAUCCAAAGUUGUUUUUGUCCUGUGUUUCUUUAGACGAGGCCACAAGAUGAGAGAAGAAUCAUGAGAUUUUGUAUCUAAAUAAAAUUGCUCAAUAUCAGGUGGAUAAACUUGAUAUGUUUUGACUUUAAAAAUAUAAGAAGUUGAAUGUGUUUCUAGAAAACUAAUGAAACUAGCGUAUUUAGAUGCAUAUUUUUGCGUUUCUUGCUAUUUAUCUUUCUAUAACUGUUGAUGACACUCAGUGAAUAAAUAAAUGUGCUCACACACCAUCUAUGAUAGCUCUGAUAGUGAAACCCACACUGAAGACAAGAAAUGUGUGGUUUGAUUGUAAAAGAAAGAAGUUAUGAUCAGUGUGUGGUUGUAAUGACGUUCCCCCGCCACAUGUUUGCACCGAUGGUUAUUUGUGUAGGAGUUUGAAGGACUCACUUUGUGCACUGUGUGAAUAUGAAGAAUGACAAAUGUGCUGUAGAUCUCAUAAAUGUUAGCAGUACAAUGGUUUGCGGUUGAAACACGAGUUAGUGUUGUUUAUUAACAGUUACAUUAUUUUUUUGCUCUUCUGAAUUAUCUACUCAUUUUAAGUGAGAAAUUGUUAUUAUAAUGCUAUUACAAUAAAAGAAUGUUGUACGCCUUUA
Molecule: messenger RNA, 3161 nt
Organism: Hippoglossus stenolepis (Pacific halibut)
Lineage: Eukaryota; Metazoa; Chordata; Actinopteri; Pleuronectiformes; Pleuronectidae
Product: growth/differentiation factor 8
Exons: 3
Coding region: 94-1173 (359 amino acids)
Biological process (GO): SMAD protein signal transduction
Cellular component (GO): extracellular region
Molecular function (GO): growth factor activity; cytokine activity
Source: RefSeq, a predicted model, not a curated record